This is a messenger RNA of Prorocentrum cordatum, 1929 nucleotides long. The record is from the annotation of a GenBank genome assembly. Lineage: Eukaryota; Dinophyceae; Prorocentrales; Prorocentraceae.
AUGACGGCAGGCCAGUCCCAUUCUGGCCUGGUGCGCAGGGCGCCCGGCUCUGGGCGCAUGCCGGGGCCCUGCCUGGGCCCCUUCCUUAAGGCCUGGUGCGCGGGGCUCCCUGCGGCCGGGGCCCCUGCGGCCGCGCCGCCGCGGCCGGCGCCGCCGCCCGCCCACGCGGCCACCGCGCGCCGCGGCCGCGGCGGCGGGCGCGUCGGGGCGGCGCGGGCGCCCGCCGAGGGGGGCGCGGCCGGCGCGCGGCGGGGCGCCUGGGAGCUCGCGGCGCUGCUGGGCGCGGCGGUGGUGGGCGGGGCUGCGCAGCUGUGCGCGGAGGGGGCGCUGGCGCUGGAGCCGCCGGCUCGGGCCGCGCCGGCCGAGGUGCUGCAGGCGCCGCCGCCCAUCCUGGAGCGGUCGUCGGAGAGGGCGCUGAAGGUGGGAAGGGCCCUGGCCGAGCGGAAGGCCAUCAUGUUCGGGACCUUCUGGUGCCCGUACUGCGACGCGGAGCGCCAGGAGCUGGGCCUGGACGUGUUCGCGGGGGGCCCCAGGCGCGAGGCCCUCGUGCGGUACGUGGAGUGCGACCCGCAGGGCGUGGGGGCGGACCCGGAGCUCUGCGGCGCCGCAGGGGUGAGGAACUACCCCACGUGGGCGUUGGCCGCCACGGAAAAGGACGCGGCCAGGCCUUUCGUUCUCUCGCCGGGCGCCAAGGGACUGUCCGGUCUGGAGAUCCUGACUGGGCUGCGGGAGGCCCCGCCCGCUGAGGCCCCCGCGGUCGCGGGCACGUCGGGGCCGCGCCAGCUGGCCGUCGCGGCGAAGCUGGGAGAGCAGGGGCUCACCUUCUACGGCACGUACUGGUGCGGCUACUGCGACAUGCAGCGCCAGCUGUUCGGCCGGGAGGCCUGGGCGAAGGUGCCCUAUGUGGAGUGCGACCCGCGGUGCAAGGGGGCCGAGGCGUCCAGGUGCUCGUCCGCUGGCGUCGAGGCCUACCCGGAGUGGGUAUCUGCCGACGGCAGGCACUUCAGCGGCCUCCAGAGCCUGGACGAGCUGGAGGCCAUCAUGGGCGGCAAGGGCGUGCCGGCAGGCAAGCCCGCCGCGGGGCCCACGGUGCUGCCCAUGCCCGGCGCCCCCGGCGCAGACCCCGCGUGCGAGGACUGCAGGGUCCCCGCCGGCGUGGCCAUGGGCCCCGCGGUGCUGCCGCGCGGCCUGGCGCCCUCGGCGCAGGCUCUCUCGGCCAGGGCCGCGGGGCCCCCCGCCGGCGCGGCGGGCGCCGCUCGCGGCCCCCCGGGCGGGCCGCGGGAGGAGGCCGCCGCGAGGGCCGCGGAGGCGCGGGCGGACGAGGAGGCCGCGCGGGCCGAGCUGGAGGCUGCGCGGGCCCUGAUUGCGCGCCUCGAGGAGAGCCGACGGCGAGAACACGCCGCUCCGUCGCGCAGCGCCGCCCCGGCGCACGUCGGCGGCGAUGCGCCGUGGGAGGAGCCCGAGGAGGACAGGCGACUGGGCUGCCUGCGCCAGGAGGUGGAGCGCUUGCAGGCGCUCGUCGACGGCCCCGAGGAGCCCUUGCCCGCCGCCGCGGGCCCUGAGCCCCUCGAGCCCAGCGCCUCGCCCAGCGCCUGCGCGGGGCACGCCCGCGCCCCGCCCGCAGCGGCGCCGGCGCAGGGGCUCGGGGCGCUGAGCCGCUGGGCGGAGGACCUGCGGCUGCUGAGCGCGAGCCUGGGCGGCGACGACGACCUGGCCGACGCGGCGGUGCGCGCGGGGGACGGCCUGGUGGCGCCCGCUGCCGCAGCUGGCGGUGCGCGCCAGGGCGUGGCCGGAGCGGCCGCGGCGGGCGGCCUGGACGACUGCCGGCCCCGCACGGCGGAUGUCGAGCGCCAGCUGAACGACAUCUUGGCGGAAUUCGACGAGAUAGACCGCAUUCACGCGGGCGUACGCAGACUGCAGCUGUCUUGA